Epinephelus moara (kelp grouper) is the source of this 1532-nucleotide messenger RNA. RefSeq names its product tenascin-R-like. The record is from RefSeq and is a predicted model, not a curated record. Lineage: Eukaryota; Metazoa; Chordata; Actinopteri; Perciformes; Serranidae. Gene Ontology annotation, molecular function: protein binding. The annotation marks the transcript as partial. The transcript is spliced from 7 exons.
UAUCAGACCGACGGUCAAGAACUGAAGGAAGUAAUUGUGGACGCCUCGCUAACAGAGUACAACCUGACGAAACUUCAUCCCGGCUCAAAGUACACAGUGCAGCUGCAGGCAGAGGGAGGAGGCCGAUACACUUCCGCCAUCUCCACUGACUUCACCACCGGCACCCUGAGGUUCCCCUUCCCCACAGACUGCUCUCAGGAGCUGCUGAAUGGCAUCCGGACAUCGGGCGAAGUGGAGAUCUUCCCACAAGGGAAACUUGGGACACCGAUGAUGGUUUUCUGCGACAUGGAGACAGACGGAGGAGGCUGGACGGUCUUCCAGAGAAGGAAGGACGGCUCUGAGAAUUUCUUCAGAGGGUGGAAGGACUACACUAAAGGAUUUGGUAGUCUGAGCGGAGAGUUUUGGCUCGGCCUCGAGGCCCUCCACAACCUGACAGCGAUGACCAGGAUGAUUCUGCGUGUUGACCUGCAAGACAAAAAUGAUGCGGCGUAUGCCAAAUACUCGACAUUCGAGGUGGCGAAGAGGAACUACAAACUGACUGUGGGUGGAUACAGCGGCACUGCAGGUGACUCUCUCAGUUAUCACAACCAGCGGAUUUUCUCCACCAAAGACCGGGAUCUGGCGCCCUUCAUCACACGCUGUGCCAUGUCGUACCGAGGAGGCUGGUGGUACAAGAACUGCCAUGAAGCGAACCUCAACGGCCUCUACGGCAUCAGCGUCAAACACCAGGGUGUAAUCUGGACCACCUGGAGAGGAAAAGAUUUUUCCAUCCCAUUCACUGAGAUGAAGAUGAGACCAGCAGCCUUCAGAGGAUGAGGAUGAAACAGAGGAUAAUGAACUGCUAAACACACAAUGCAGGAUGGACAGCAAUGUGUACAUACAUGUGCAGACACACAAACACACACACACUUGAACACACACACGCAUUCAAACAUACAAUAAUUUUGAACAGGGAGCCUUGCUCUCACUUCUGAGGAGAUGAAGACGUAUUUUUUCAUGUGUAUAGAGGUCAGUUAUCAGUAUGUUACUGUAGAUUGUACAGUUUUUUUAGCAUCUUUUUAAAGCAGGGCUGCUCCUAGCUCCUCUAUAUUUAAAGGGUCAGUUCACCCACAUUACAAAACCACCUCCCCAUCAACCCAUGCAAUAUUCUGAGACACCUGAAACUUCACAUAUAAUGCAGAAUCACUUUACAGGUGUACAUGUAGCUGAUGUUUGCAGCACUUUAACCUUUUUUGUCAAGUUUAAUGGACCAAAACAGCAACUUUUUCAUUGUUUUUGAUGUAAAUAAAUAUCAGCCAGUCGCCAAAGAGUUAAACAUGCAGUAAAAUAUAGAAUCAUUAUUUUAUCAUUUGGUGCUGGUCAAGCAGAAACCUUGUCUCCAGAAUGUUUACUAUUCAGGAAAUAAAUGAUUGUUUUGAGCUUGAUGUAUGGUUGACUUCAUCCUGUGGGACUUAAAAAGGGGAGGAUUUACAGGUUUGUUUGUUUUUUCAACGUGACAAGUUCUCCAAGAAUGUAUUUCUGAUUGAGUUCAU